Molecule: messenger RNA, 3360 nt
Organism: Colletotrichum lupini
Lineage: Eukaryota; Fungi; Ascomycota; Sordariomycetes; Glomerellales; Glomerellaceae
Exons: 1
Coding region: 1-3360 (1119 amino acids)
Source: RefSeq, a predicted model, not a curated record
AUGCAAGACGAUACGGGCCACAUUACGUCGGCUAUCAGGCCUGGGGAACUCGAAAAGGUCCAAGGGCUUUGGAAGUUUCAGGUACAACGUGUCAAGGCACAGACUUGGGCUUAUCGGGAUAUCAAGUUCCUAGUGUAUGAUGACACCGCCGACGCGGACGAGGGCGACUCGAAGACAGGCAAGACCAGCGAAAACACCGCGAUCUUCGAGAGGCCUCCCAAGUUCAUGCCGACGAGUUCCGAUCAUGAUUCAUCUGUUGCACCACAAACCCUUGGAGAUGGCGACGAAGAUCCCAUGUUCAAGCAAGCAAUCAUCUCAUAUUUGAAGCAACCGCACUCGGAAGCCGGGCCAGCUGCGGCAUUUGAGUAUCCUCCAGAAGACGACGACAUGGACGAUCCAGAUCUUCAAGAGGCCAUUCGCAUGUCGUUGAUGAGUGACGAUGAAUCCAGCGACGGACCAAUUACGGCGGAUCCUUCGAGGCUGAUUGCUGGAUCAUCUACAGCAUGUAAAAAGACCCCCGAAGACGAGAACAUGGAUGAUCCAGAGCUUCAAGAGGCCAUCCGUCUGUCAUUGAUGAGUGACGGCGAGUCUGGCAACGCACCAAUUUCAGCAGAAUCCGGGCCCUCUGUUGCCAACACAGACGAAGAUGAAGACGUCUUCGAAUGCAGAAUUUGCUCGAAGCUACCCACGUUUCCCCACGACAAAAAGACGCGGAACUUCCGCCUUUUCAAACCAGCGGACGAGUUUCCGCAUCUCGUCACGGAACGGCCAAGCAGCGUCGACGUAUGUGUCCAUUAUGUUGCAGUAUCGUACUGCUGGCCUGAGGAAAUCAAAGACGAGUAUGGAAACACCGUUCCUCCUAUCAUCGAAUCAAAGGUCCGAGAUCUCAACGGUAAGCCACGUGCUGCUCGGGCACUUGACGAUGUUCUCGACCGUGCUGUCGACUUUGCUAAUUCCGCCGGGCUUCGCAUGAUUUGGAUCGACCAGGAAUGCCUUCCGCAACCGAAAGAAGAUGGUUCAGAGGAAGACAAGGCGUACCAGCGACUCGGGGUACAGGCACUGGACAUAGUCUACAACAGGGCUAUCGUUACAGCUGGCCUACACGAAUCAACUAUCAGCAAGACUGAGAUGAGCGCGGUUCAAUUCUUGAUAGACCACGAAACUGAAGAACUGCGUUAUUUGAGCCUCCGUCCACAGCUGUUCCAGUAUGCUCUGGAUUUCUUGUACAUGGUCCAAGCAGACAAAUGGUAUACACGAGCGUGGGUUAUUCAAGAAGCGAUCAGUGCCGGCGACGGCUUGGUUCUUGUGUUCAGACGAGGUCCCGGUGUUGUCUACACGUCCAAGCUUCGUGCCGAUCAGAAGAAGUAUUCGACUCCUCGACAUCCACUGGACUCGGAGAGGCGAACUCUCAAGUCAGAGAUUAUCUGCAUUCCUGUAGGCCUCUUUAGGGUCCUUGUCGAAACCUGCAAGUCUCUGCUGGAACAACGUUUUCAGGUUAUGGGGCAGGCUCUAAUUCGAACCAGCACCGGCAAGAAUGCCAUCCCGAUCCUCUCCGUCGCCGAGUCCCUUCAUCCAAAGAUCACAGUGCGCCAGCAUGUGGCCGGUGUCCACGUGUACGGAGGCAAAGUCUACGGUGGCCGUCAAAAGGUGAACGCCGCCACGGCUCUGACGCUGCUGAAGAGUCGUCACUGUCGCGAUGUUCAAGAUCGUCUGACUAUCCUGGCAAACAUGUGCAGUUACGAGAUUCGCUUAGACCCUAUGAGAGUAGCGAAGGAAUGUGAUUCGCUUCGAAUCGGUAUUUUGGCCAUCACGCUGCUGAAUGGAGACACGUCCCUCCUGGUGCCUGAGGUCUAUGACUUCCCUGGCGACGAAGACGGAGAGCCAGACCCUUCUAUGGAUCGCCGCGUGGGGAGCCUUCUGUCACCUUUUGACACGGACUCCAAAGGGAUCAGUAGCUACGCAGUACAAGACGGCAAGCUCGUCAACCCUGCCGUGUACAAACAUAGUUUUGGGGGUAAGAGGAAAGGACUCCAUCUGUGUGCAUAUCUCUGGACAGUCGACGAUACUCUCGAUCUCAGCCCUCUGAAAUACCAAUUCGCCGAGAUCUGGCAUAGGAUGAAGUGCUUGCGCAUCAUCAUGGACCCUCAAAAGGAGGAAUCCGUCGAUGAAUUCGCUAGGCGAAAGGGUUUAAUUACCCAACAUUUCUCAAAGAACUACGUCAGAGACCGGGCGAAAUCGGAAAUCUUUCACCAUGGUGUCAUCGCUGCUGACUCGAGUGUUUGGGAAGGCCUAGAUGCGAGGGGGGUCCAGGUCAAAGCAUACCUUGACGCCUACCGCGUAGAAGCGGAGCCCGAGAUGCAGAAGAUCGUGGCGGAGAUCUUCUUCGCCAUCUUGCGAUACUUGCACGGCCUCUGUACCACUCAGUCUCUAGGCGCCGCGAACAGCAUCUGGCAAUCGAUUCGCACGGAUGCCGUCUAUACACGUAGGCCAGAGAUGCCAGACUUAGUGGGUGAGCAGCUUUUUUCACACGAAGACGUUCUUGUGGACCCUUUCCGAACGCUUCAGCUGGAUAAGGAUCGAGGCGGCGGCUACUAUCAAGCCUGGAUCGUGGACCGGAUCAUGCAUGAGGGUGUCCUCUUCGUCGGCAGGUAUAAUUGCGCUUCCAAUGUCCCGCUGGUGGGAGUGGAUCCUAGGCCGAGCCGCGAUCCAGGGGAAGGCCCAAGUCGGCAGAAUGAUGGCAAAGUUCCAGACAACAUUAUCCAACGGCAAUUCCAGCGACGAGUCCUGGCAACGCUCUACAGUUCUGGGCUCGAAGGAAAUUUCGACGCCCUCGAGGAUCACGAAACCAGGAUCGUCCCGUCCAGUCUGGCUUGGUUCGCAGAAGCUCUCAAGCGAGACCUCUUCACGGCAGAGGCAGAGCAAGCUCGGACGCAGCAGCUCAUAUCGAUCUUCGACGUGGAUGGACCUUGCCUCGUUGCUACCGUCUUCAACUCAGACUGGGAAGUGCUGCCUCGUCCUGAUAUCAGAAGUAUGAGUAUCUGCUGGGUGGUUGAACCGGUGGAGAAGGCCAAGUCAGAGAGCCAUGGGAAGCAGAGCGCCGCUGUCGAUGAAGAGCAACUCAUAAUCGGCGGCAAAGGCAAGGAAUCUGAACGCAUGCCUUUUACAUCUAACACUCAUGAUUUUAUGGUAGGCGGCAAGGGGAAGGAACCUGAGCACUCACCCUCUACACCCGACGCUGGUGAUCUGGGAAUAGCCUCAAACACGGAAUCUGCCGACCCAACUUCGUACAGAGUGUUGGAUAAGGUGAAGGGAAUGUGGCAAAUAAUGGACCUGCCCAUGCAGGAAUACGCCUUCAUCUAG